AUGUCCCGCUCACGCAAUUCAUUCUUCAGCAACUCUUCGGGAACGAAUGAUCAGCAGCAUCCUCUUCUAUCAAGAGAAUAUAAUUCGCACAAUGGCAUUAAUCUGCGUGAUCUCUCUCCUCCUUCAGCUUCUCGAGCCACGCCGAGUCCACCGCCGGAAUUUUAUAGGGACCUUAGAUCCCCUACUAGUACAAAUGCGAGAACGAUAUCUCCUCGACCUGUCUCGGAAGCAGGAUCUGCGAGUAAAAUGAAAGGAAAUGGAAAGGCAAAGGGAAGGAGGAUACAAUUUGCUGCUCCUCCUCCACCCAUUGCGGGAAGCGUUGUGGCUCUGGGAAUGGGCGGAAAGAUGGGAAUAAGUUUAGAUGGUAGUAGAAGUCCUAGUUUGAGAGGGAGUUUGGUGAGGGAGGCGAGAAGAAGCGUCGGAGGUUUGAAGUCCAUAGGGGUUAGUGUUGGAGGCUCAGUACAAGUCGAUACUUUGUUGGGAUUGGAAAGGAGGGAAAGGGCUUUGCAGGCAGAAUUACAAAUGUUGUUGGAUGCGCAGGGUGAGGGAUUAUUGGCAGGGUUUGGUGGAGGAGGUGGUGACAUGAGAGAUGGAAGUGGAAAUAGCACGCCCUACGACGAGAUCGUUACAACGGGGCAACCGAAGAAAAGAACAAUUGGAUUAAAGGCAGCGAGGAAAGGAUUAUUAAGGGAUAUGAGUGAAUUGGCGGAUGUUAAAGGUGAGGAAGGAGAUUUGUUAGGAGAAGAAAUUGAGAGGAGAGAGAUGUGUAUUGCGAAAACAAAGGAUUGGAAGAUUAGAAUCGAAGAGGCCAAGAAAGAAAUUGGGGAAUUCAUCUCAGUGGACACAACAAUUGCGGGAUCGACUUCACUGGACAGAGAGAGAAAUGAAUCUACUCAAGGCAAAUCCGAAGAAGAUCGUGAGAUAGCCGAGCUGCGGACUGAAGAGAGGGCUGUGGCAAACGAGAUACGAGAAACGGAAGAUAGAUUGUUACAAAUGAAGGCUCGAAAGAAUUGGUUAGGGGAACGUAUUAAAGAGAGGGUUAAUCAGAGAGAAUCUCGAUUAUCUAGUUACCGUGGAGCUCUAAAAGAAGUAGAAUCCGAAGUCCAGGAAUUUUUGACUAGACCACCAGCCAUGGUAUCGAUCAGUAUGGGAGAUGAAGAAGGAUUUAUGGCGCUUCCACCUAAGCGCCGCACAUUAGAAAUUGCAGAAGAAUGGUGGAAUAAAGAGAUAAAUUCGUUGCAAGAACGGAAACUAGAGGUAGAAAAGGAGAAAGAAGCAUUGGAGGAUGGAGCAAAGUAUUGGGAAGAAUCCGUAGGAACAGUGAUACGAUUUGAGGAUGAAUUGAGGGAAAGUAUGAAGAGUGGAAAGUGGCCGAAACUAAGGGCUGGAACUUAUUGGUUGUCGCUAUAG
Sclerotinia sclerotiorum 1980 UF-70 is the source of this 1410-nucleotide messenger RNA. RefSeq lists its product as hypothetical. The coding region runs from base 1 to 1410 and encodes 469 amino acids. The record is from RefSeq and is a predicted model, not a curated record. Lineage: Eukaryota; Fungi; Ascomycota; Leotiomycetes; Helotiales; Sclerotiniaceae. The transcript is spliced from 3 exons.